UCUCAGGGAGUCAGAGGGACCCGCAGCCCACCCUGAGCAGAUGUUAAAGUUUACAUUUUAUCACUUUUCUUUUUCUGGUAAUAUGACAUUUUAAUCUGCGUUUCACCCUCGUGUGAACGAAUCAAAAAGGUGCGCUUUCAUAGCAACUUUGUGCGGACACGCAACUGCUGCGUUCAAGGAGCCUCCUUCCUGUCUGCAUCACCAUGGGGAUCAAAGCUGCACUUCCCAAAUAUGAGAUCUAUUUCUACAACACAGUGCUUUGUCUGGCCAUGUUCUGGGCUGCCAGCUGGAUCUUUGACGUGUCCAGUUCCAGUGCGAACAGAAAGACAUUCAGAUCCAGUGUGAAGCCAGGAUGGUACUACUUUGGGAGGAAAAUGGAUGUGGCUGAUUUUGAGUGGGUGAUGUGGUUUUCCACCUUCAGAGAGCACAUCCUGUUUGCUCUCUCUGGCCAUGUGCUGUUCGCUAAGAUCUGCUCCAUGUUGGCUCCACAGUACAGGUCCCUGGUGUACAUGGUGUACGGGCUGCUGGCCGUGUGGACCAGUAUGGGCUGGACCUACGUCACCCUCAUCCUGUCCCACUGUAUUCUGCUCUACAGCAUCUCUUUAGUGAAAAUCCGCUGGCUUUGCUUUGUCACCGGUCUCUGCACCCUCGCUACAUUCAAGUGUGAACCCUUCGUGUCCUGGCAGGCGGGUUUUGUAGAGGGAGACUUUGAGCUGCGUCACGUUCUCUUCUAUGGAGGCUGUGGGUUUACGAUCAUGCGCUGUAUGAGCUUUGCUCUGGAGAACUGCGAGAGGAAAGAUGGACACUACAACAUCCUGGAGCUGCUCAAGUACAACUUCUACCUCCCCUUUUUCUAUUUCGGGCCCAUUAUGACCUUUGACAAGUUUUAUGUUCAAGCCAACAAGUCAGACCUGACCAGGAAAGAGUGGGAGAUGUGGAACAUCAGCGUGCAGGGCCUGAUUCACCUGGGAGCCAUCAUAGUCGUGGACAUCCUCUUCCACUUCAUGUACAUCCUCACCAUCCCCACUGACCUGAAGCUGCUGAGGCAUGCCUCUGACUGGGCUCUGGUGGGCCUAGCUUACUUUAACCUGGUGUAUGACUGGGUGAAAGCAGCUGUCAUGUUUGGAGUCAUCAACACAGUGUCCAGAUUGGAUCACCUGGACCCACCUAAGCCACCAAAAUGCAUCACUAUGCUCUACGUAUUUGCUGAAACACAUUUUGACAGAGGGAUCAACGAUUGGCUGUGCAAGUACGUGUACGAUUACCUGGGUGGAAAACAUGACAACGUGGUGGAGGAGCUGAUCGCUACACUGUGCACCUUCGGCGUCACCAUCCUCUGGCUGGGACCCUGCGAGGUGGUGCUGAUCUGGGCUUUCUUCAACUGUUUCGGCCUCAACUUUGAGCUGUGGACUGCCAAGUUCUUCUCCAUGGAGCCUUUUGCUUCUUUCGAGACGGCGAUGACGGAAGCAGCGUCCCGCCGGAUCAGAGCCAUCUUCAAUACCUUUAACUUCUGGAGCAUUGUGUUGUACAACGUCCUGGCCUUGAACAGUUUGGACUUUGCCAAGUUGGUCGCAAAGCGUCUGCUUCUCAAAGGCUUCCCUGUAACCACCAUCAUCGUCAUGUUUGUGACCUACUGCCUGAUUCAAGUGAUUAAGGAGAGGGAGAGGAGGCAGGCCCUUAUCGAUGACCCCGAUCCCCUUCCUCCUGCUCCCCCUCCAAACGCUGCCACCCCCAGCACGACCAGCGAUGCAGCUGCACCUGCUGCUACACCCGCUGCUACACCCGCUGCAGAUCCUAGCAAAGAAAAAGCAGAGUAGAUAUUUGAUGUUCACUUCACUAACAGCGAUGGAUGUAUACAGCCAAGAGUAUUAACGUCAGUCUGCAUUUUAAAACAUAAAUUGUGAAUGGAUGCUCGUUGUCUGCUGAUGUAGAAAACAAAAUUAACUGUAAAUAAGUUUACCAUCAUUUAACUGUCUGUAUCUAAAAGGCAAAAACAGAGUACAUCUGUAAACUGUCCUGUAGCCUGUAGUGUAUACCAACACUGUAGGGACAUCAAAAGUAAAUUAACAUAUUUCUGAAACCUUUGUCACAACUGCAAAAAAAUAAACUUUAAAGAUUUGUUCAAA
Epinephelus fuscoguttatus (brown-marbled grouper) is the source of this 2126-nucleotide messenger RNA. RefSeq names its product hedgehog acyltransferase like, b (gene hhatlb). The record is from RefSeq and is a predicted model, not a curated record. Gene Ontology annotation, cellular component: endoplasmic reticulum. NCBI's taxonomy places the organism in Eukaryota, Metazoa, Chordata, Actinopteri, Perciformes, Serranidae. The transcript is spliced from 12 exons. Bases 204 to 1817 code for a protein of 537 amino acids. Gene Ontology annotation, molecular function: acyltransferase activity. Gene Ontology annotation, biological process: negative regulation of N-terminal protein palmitoylation.